CAGUCAUUUAAGAAAUGGCAUGCUGAAGUGCCACGGGGCCACGGAAGAUCUCUGGAUACCGGAUCAGACACAGCUGCCCCCCGGCUGCUAUUUUCACUCAGCUUAAAGUACCAUGGGCAGCCAGCAUCUACACCAUGGACUACCCACAACUAUCAGUCUAUCUCUGCACGCCAUGAAGUCCACCGCAGGGGAGUAUGAGCAUCCUGCACAUGAUACCCAGAGCUUGCCCUCCGACCCUGAUGAGCUUGACAGUGGCAGCGAAAGCUCGGAGAAAUCCACCGGCGCAGGAAGUCCCAUGCAGGGCCACAGGGAGGCUGGGAGACGCAGAGGGUGUCAUAGACUUGCAGGGGUGAGCAAACAACGUCAGGCAGCUAAUGCUCGUGAGCGAGACCGCACACAUAGCGUCAACACUGCCUUCACGGCUCUGCGUACCCUCAUCCCUACAGAGCCAGCCGACAGGAAGUUGUCAAAAAUCGAGACUCUGCGAUUGGCAUCGAGCUACAUUUCACACUUGGCCAACGUGCUUCUGCUAGGGGAGGACUGCAUGGACGGGCAGCCAUGUCUGAAAUAUCACAGCAUCUUACAAAGCAACACCAACCUCAAAACUCCACCGGUUCGACCCAUCUGCACCUUCUGCUUGAGUAACCAGAGGAAAAUGCUUAGAGAUGGGGAAAAGCACACAACUGCGUGACAGCAGAAGUUCUCCCGACUGUCCGCUGCUACAUAGGAGCUCUGAACUUCUGAAUGUUUACAUGUAAAGAGACAUUUUCUUGCACAGAGACAAAACAUUGUUUUAUGUUUUUUGUUUAUCUCUGAGGACAGACAAAACAAGCAACAAGAUGAGAGACGAAUAUGCACUUUUUCUGCAUGCGUGUCCACUUUAUCAACUGUGUUUUGGUUAAUGUAACCGGAGAAUAUGUGUAAAGUUGCACCUGGUGGGAGGCUAUUUCAGAAUCAGAUAUAGUAAGCAACACCAUCCCUCGCCUUAAAAAACAGUCUUGUGUCCGCCUCAUGCACGUCACAUGAUAGUAAUUGAAACCUUGCGGUUUGCAGGGGUCGCUGUCAGUACAACAGCGGGUAAAAAUCUCCUCCCCUCCCUCUUGUCUCCACAUCUACGGCGGGACCACUAUCCCAACAUGGCUCUCAGAAGACUGUAAACAAGAUUCUAACCUCAGCAUGAUCAUUUGGGUUGGGCAAAUUCAUGCUACGUAUUUCAUAAUGAGAAGAACAUAAUCUAACAUGUCUUGGGAACUACUUUUUGGUCAAGGAACAUGAUCCCUAACAGGAACCCUGGGUUUUAUGAUCCUGACCCCAAAUGUUUUAUAGCCUACCCUAAAUCCUUGCAGUCAUAAUUUGAGAACACACUGGUGACAAAGUUGCGUAGACUGUCGAUUAGUAGUUCACACCCUUGCAGACUCAGGAAGAGGGUACAUCGAGGUAAUUGUUAUACAAAUGUUGUCAUGCUUAUGCUUCUGAAACAUCAAACACCAGAUUCA
Carassius carassius (crucian carp) is the source of this 1496-nucleotide messenger RNA. Its product is annotated as transcription factor 15-like. The record is from RefSeq and is a predicted model, not a curated record. Bases 113 to 691 code for a protein of 192 amino acids. Gene Ontology annotation, biological process: regulation of transcription by RNA polymerase II; developmental process. Lineage: Eukaryota; Metazoa; Chordata; Actinopteri; Cypriniformes; Cyprinidae. Gene Ontology annotation, molecular function: RNA polymerase II transcription regulatory region sequence-specific DNA binding; DNA-binding transcription factor activity, RNA polymerase II-specific; protein dimerization activity. The transcript is spliced from 2 exons.